Messenger RNA from Nymphalis io (European peacock), 2400 nucleotides. RefSeq names its product luciferin 4-monooxygenase-like. Gene Ontology annotation, molecular function: long-chain fatty acid-CoA ligase activity. The transcript has 12 exons. The coding region runs from base 141 to 1787 and encodes 548 amino acids. The record is from RefSeq and is a predicted model, not a curated record. Gene Ontology annotation, biological process: long-chain fatty acid metabolic process; fatty-acyl-CoA biosynthetic process. Lineage: Eukaryota; Metazoa; Arthropoda; Insecta; Lepidoptera; Nymphalidae.
AAAGUAGGAUGCUCUCCAGCUAGGUGGAGUGACGAUAUACGCAAGGUGGCUGGCAGCGGUUGGAGAUUGAGAGCUGAAGAUCGAACUCAGUGGCGUGCCAUUGGAGAGACCUAUGUCCAGAAGUGGACGAGUAAAGGAGGAUGGCAGGAAAUCGAGUGAAUGAUGCGGUUAAUUGGUUCAUGGAAGAACUAACUUCACGAGUUGUUGCCGAAUCUGGUAUCUCGAGUGAUAGGUUCCAUCUUGGUAAAAUUAUCCUGCGUAGUCUCAAGGAUUAUCCUGAUGCCGUGAUGCAGAUUGAUGGAGCAACUGGAGAAUCAGACACAAACGCUAAUAUAUUAGAGGAAUCGGUCAAAUGCGCUGUAUGUUUUCGUAAUUUUGGACUUAAAACGGGAGAUGUUAUAGUACUAAUGGCUCCGAACCACAGAAGUCUUUGUGUACCUUUUUACGCAGCUUUGUACACGGGCGUUAUUGUCGCGGCCGUUGAUAUGACGUUAGGAGUUAAGGAACUACAAGGCACUUUCAGCGUUAAUGAACCGAAAAUAAUAUUUUGUCAAAGCGAAAAAGCUACCGAUAUACAAGUAGCUCUCAACGAUAUUGACCUAAAUGCCACUAUUGUCACUUUUGACAAAGGAGAUUAUCUUUGCAGUCUUAAAGAGUUUGUAGAGGAAUAUGCAGAUGAUACACCUAUUGACGGAUUUAGAGCAACAGAUUUCGAUUCGGAAAAUGCAGCUGCGUUCCUCAUAUCCACUAGCGGUACAACUGGCUUGCCCAAAGCUGCUGUAACUUUGCACAAAAACUUCAUCAUUUCCGUGUCGUCGAUAUGGUCGCGCUUCGACACAUUUCCAUCACCAACUACAAUGGCUCUGGUCGGAUCUCCUCUGCAGUGGCUAACGGCUAUUAUAAAUUUUCUAGGAUCUCCGAUAUUUAAAUAUACAAGGUUACAAUCAUCGAUGCCGCUAACGCAAGGACACGCACACUAUCUUAUCAAUACUUAUAAGCCAACAUAUACCAUCGUCAGUCCCACAUUAAUGACGACGUUAAUCAAAGAAGCUGAUGAAAAAUGUGACAUUUCCUGCUUCGAAACCAUAUUUUUGGGAGGCAGUGCAGUUCCUUUAGCACUCAUAGAUGAAAUUAAGAAAAUUUGCCCCAACACUGAAGUAUUGAACAUUUUUGGUAUGAGCGAAAUAGCAGGCGCAGCGUUUCACGGGGAUCCAGAAUACCCAGCUGCUUGCGGGAAACCUAUGGCGUGCUUCCAAUACCGGAUUAUAGACAUUAGUACGCAAGUGGAUAUCUAUGAGCCCAAUGUCCCAGGAGAGCUUUGGCUGAAAGGACCGAGUAUUUUUAAGGGAUAUUACAAAAAUAUUGCAGCAACAGAAGAGGCAUUCGCUGAAGAUGGAUGGCUUAAAACAGGCGAUUUAUUCUAUAGAGAUGAAAAUUGGAACUUCUAUUUCUUAGAACGUAUAAAAUUGCUUUUGAAAUAUAAGAGCUAUCAGAUAUCACCAGUGGAAGUUGAGAAUGUAAUAAGACAGCAUCCAGGGGUCCUAGAUGUCGCCGUGACUGGAAUCCCUGACCCCGAAUCAGGCGAAUUACCUGUUGCUUGUAUCGUUAUAAGAGAAGGCUUCGACGUCACAGCAGACGACAUUAAGGAAUUAGUUAAAGGUUCUCUCUCCGACUCUAAGCAGCUUCGAGGCGGUGUUAUCUUCAUGAACAGCAUCCCAAUGACAGCCUCAACCAAGGUCCAUAGAAGAAAGUUGAAAGAAUUAGUUCAAGAUUUAGAAAGACAAUAAGAUCUAAGUUUAUGUUUUAUAAGUUAUUAAUUUCAAUCUAUUGUAAAAAACUUUAUAAUAUACCUUAUAUUAUAUUGUGAAUAUUAAUAUUAAUUAUAUUAAAUAUAAAUAAUAAUAUAUGAUUAUAAACAAUAUAUCAAUUAAUCAUAAUACAAGAUUGCUUAGAUGAUAAUAACAGUUAAUUUUGAUGUAAGACUAUUUAAAUUUAAUUGUAUGAUUAAUAUAUUUAUAAUUAUAUAAAAAAGAGCAACUAAUACUAGAUACUGGUGGUAGAGCUUUGUGCAAGCUCGUCUGGGUAGGUACCACCCACUCAUCAGAUAUUCUACCGCAAAACAGCAAUACUUGAUAUUGUUGUGUUCCGGUUUGAAGGCUGAGUGAGCCAGUGUAAUUACAGGCACAAGGGACAUAAAAUCUUAGUUCCCAAGGUUGGUGGCGCAUUGGCUAUAAGCGAUGGUUGACAUUUCUUAGAAUGCCAAUGUCUAAGGGCGUUUGGUGACCACUUACCAUCAGGUGGCCCAUAUGCUCGUCCACCUUCCUAUUCUAUAAAAAAAAAAAAAACUAAUGAGUUACUAUAUAUAUAAGACUUGCAGGUUCAUCUCAAUAGAAUCUACAU